Alternaria rosae is the source of this 1483-nucleotide messenger RNA. RefSeq names its product di-trans,poly-cis-decaprenylcistransferase. The record is from RefSeq and is a predicted model, not a curated record. Lineage: Eukaryota; Fungi; Ascomycota; Dothideomycetes; Pleosporales; Pleosporaceae. The coding region runs from base 446 to 1483 and encodes 345 amino acids. Gene Ontology annotation, cellular component: endoplasmic reticulum membrane; dehydrodolichyl diphosphate synthase complex. The transcript has 3 exons. Gene Ontology annotation, molecular function: ditrans,polycis-polyprenyl diphosphate synthase [(2E,6E)-farnesyl diphosphate specific] activity.
GGCUUGUCGCACCCGUCGACACCCCACGCCUCGGUACCAGGUCCGCAGUCACAGCAGCUCCAGCCGAACGAACAACGGGUGACCUCAUGCACUAUGAUGCCACCAAUCCUGUCUGAGUAGGCCGUAUACAAGAAUGCAAAACAAUCUGUUCGUUGUCUACAGCCUCACAGUACUUGCGACAGCAUCUGCGUAAUGACGCCUCAGCGCAUGGCGGAGCAGGCAGGAUGCGCGUCCAUACUUGGCUGUGCUCGGCAGGCACGGCGCCACACGUACUUCGUAUGCACCAGCCUCACCGGGAUAUUUCAUCAUCUUACAUGUGCCAGACAUGGCCAGCUAACGCGCGCAUUAUUCCUCUCCUUUCUGUCAUACACCGACCGCCUGGUCCACUGGUAUAGACAUUGACUGUCCAGCUCAUUUUCUCCUUCACACCUAUAUACCGCCCGCAAUGGCUACCACAGGCCUGACUCCCACGCAAGAGGCCGCUUUUAGACGAAGCAAACAACUCUCUGUCCAGCAACGCGAAGAACUUCUCAAGCCUUUCCUCCCCUCCGAGCCAUCCGACAGCGAGACGCAGGCGCAAAAGAAGAAGGCCCUCCGCGACCGCCGCCAACGCGCAGCCCAACAGAACCGCAAGCCACUCGCAGGCCCCAUCAAGACCUUUCUCCACCUCGCUAUCUACCACGUCGUCGCUCUCUUAUUCAGCAUCUUCUUCCGCUUCCGUCGCGCCUACCGACUUGUCAGGGGCAAGGUCGUCUCGCUGCUCAAGUACCAUCACCGCACGCCAGAGUUCAUCGCCCAUGAUGUCAAGAACCUGGAGAAGCUGCCUAAGCAUCUCAGUGUGGUAGUUGAAUACCAAGAGGACGACGGAAGUCAGGGCACAGCCGGAUUGGAAGGACUAGUGAACGAUGUCUGUGAGAUAGCAGCUUGGGCAGCGAGUGCCGGCAUACCCUUUCUCAGUGUUUACGAACGAACGGGCGUGCUUAAGAACUACCUCCCGCAAACCCACGCCUCCAUCUGGUCAACCCUAGAGGCCUACUUUGGGCCCCAUCGCAAACCUACCCUUUCGCUCCGCGCACCCCACCUAUCCUCCUACUCUCCUCCCAACACGCCUCCCCAGAGUGCAGACGAUGACCUUAAGGGUGAAGAACGCCAGCAUCUUACUGUCCUUCUCCUAUCCGAACACGACGGCCGCGACACCAUCGUCGACCUGACGCGUACACUGGCCGAGAUGGCCCAGAAAGGGGACGUACGACAAGAGCAGAUCAACACGGAUUUGAUCGAUGCACAGUUGAACGACCACGUUUCCAGUGAACCGGAUCUUCUGAUUCUGUUCAGUCCUACCGUGCAGCUCAAAGGAUACCCACCGUGGCAGUUGAGGUUGACAGAAAUCUUCCACCUACCAGACAACAAGGGUGUCAACUAUCAGGUCUUCUUGCGAGCCCUGUACAACUUUGCAAAGGUCGAGAUGCGCCUGGGAAGGUAA